Sinocyclocheilus rhinocerous is the source of this 3088-nucleotide messenger RNA. RefSeq names its product poly [ADP-ribose] polymerase 6. The record is from RefSeq and is a predicted model, not a curated record. Gene Ontology annotation, molecular function: NAD+ poly-ADP-ribosyltransferase activity. The transcript is spliced from 22 exons. NCBI's taxonomy places the organism in Eukaryota, Metazoa, Chordata, Actinopteri, Cypriniformes, Cyprinidae.
AGAAACCACAGAGCUCAUCUUACUGAAGACGUCUCCUGUCGUCCCAGAGUGCCUGUUGUUUUGCUGUUUGAGCUGAAAUGGAUCAGAAAAGCUUCAUCCUGUCAGAAACGUGUCUGUGAACACCAGAGCCAAUGGAUAUCAAAGGCCAGGGCUGGACGGAUGAAGAAUCAGACGGAGAGAAUGAACCGGAGCAGUUCCUGUACGGGAUUCAGGGGAGCUGUGCAGCCGACCUGUACCGUCACCCACAGCUGGACGCUGACAUCGAGGCUGUAAAAGACAUUUACACAGACAGCGCUGUGUCCGUCAGAGAGUACGGCACCAUCGAUGACGUGGACAUCGACCUGCAAAUCAACAUCAGCUUCUUGGAUGAGGAGGUGGCGACCGCAUGGAAGGUGAUCCGAACUGAGCCCAUCGUCUUACGCCUUCGUUUCUCUCUUUCACAGUACCUGGAUGGACCAGAACCAUCUGUGGAGGUGUUUCAGCCGUCCACUAAAGAAGGCUUCAGUUUGGGUCUUCAACUAAAGAAGAUCCUCAGUACGUUCACGUCGCAGCAGUGGAAGCACCUCAGCAAUGAGCUCCUCAAAGCCCAGCAGGAGAAGCGACACAGCUGGUUCAAAGCCGGAGGAACCAUCAAGAAAUUUCGUGCAGGACUGAGCAUCUUCUCCCCAAUUCCCAAGUCUCCCAGUUUCCCCCUGAUCCAGGACACAGUGUUGAAAGGCAAACUGAACGUGCCCGAGCUCAGAGUCACCCGGCUCAUGAACCGCUCCAUCUCCUGUACCAUGAAGAACCCCAAGGGGGAGCUGUUUAGCUAUCCUCCGAACAGCCAGGUCAGCAUCCCGUCUUCCCCGACUGCACGCUUUCCUUUCCAAACACUCUCUUUGCUGCUUCUCCAUACCCGUUUCUUCUGAUUAUCAUCUCCAUCUUUCCUCUGUUAGAUAAUGAAAUACUCUGAGCAGCGCAUCCCCACUCUGAACGAAUACUGCGUGGUGUGUGACGAGCAGCACGUCUUCCAGAACGGAUCCAUGCUGAAGCCUGCGGUUUGCACGAGAGAGCUGUGUGUGUUUUCCUUCUACACGCUGGGAGUGAUGUCUGGAGCGGCUGAGGAGGUGGCCACCGGCGCUGAGGUGGUGGACCUGCUGGUGGCCAUGUGUCGCGCCGCUCUCGAGUCGCCCCGUAAAAGCAUCAUCUUUGAGCCGUAUCCGUCUGUGGUCGACCCCAAUGACCCCAAAACACUCGCCUUUAACCCGAAGAAGAAGAAUUAUGAGCGUCUGCAGAAAGCUCUAGACAGUGUGAUGUCUAUUCGGGAAAUGACACAGGGCUCAUAUCUGGAGAUUAAGAAGCAGAUGGAUAAACUGGAUCCUCUGGCUCAUCCGUUAUUGCAGUGGAUUAUAUCCAGUAACAGAUCUCAUAUUGUGAAGCUGCCGCUCAGUAGGCUGAAGUUCAUGCACACGUCUCAUCAGUUUCUGCUGUUGAGCAGCCCGCCAGCAAAAGAAGCUCGAUUUCGCACCGCAAAGAAACUCUACGGCAGCACCUUCGCCUUCCAUGGCUCCCAUAUUGAGAACUGGCACUCAGUUCUGAGAAAUGGACUGGUCAAUGCCUCUUAUACUAAACUGCAGCUGCAUGGAGCAGCGUACGGGAAAGGCAUCUAUCUGAGCCCCAUAUCCAGUAUUUCCUUUGGAUACUCAGGAAUGGGAAAGGGCCAGCAUCGCAUGCCCACUAAAGAUGAGUUAGUCCAGCGAUAUAAUCGAAUGAACACAAUGCCACAGAGUCGUCCCAUACAGUCGCGGUUCCUCCAGAGCAGGAAUAUAAACUGCAUCGCUCUCUGUGAAGUGAUCACGUCCAAAGACCUGCAGAAACAUGGCAACAUCUGGGUGUGUCCGGUGUCUGACCACGUCUGCACACGCUUCUUCUUCGUGUAUGAGGACGGUCAGGUGGGAGAUGCUAACAUUAACACACAGGAGCCCAAGAUCCAGAAGGAGAUCAUGCGUGUGAUCUGCACCCAGAUCUACUCCAGCUGAAGAGCUGUCCUGCAGAAACGGCCGUGACGGACACAUUUCUGGGCUCCAAACUCACCCAGGGGCGCCGUCUUUCCUCGACUCUACUCCAUCUGUGCUCUCUUUAAUCCUGUCUUUCACAUGGGAUGCCAGAUGAGGGAAAACUUCAUGAUAAGCCCCGCCCACAACCCUUUGACUUCCCACAGAGCCGCUGUCAGUCAAAAGCAGACCGGCGCCUGAUUGGACGAGACGGUCAGCCAAUGAACUCGCAUCUGUCGCUCGUUUUCUCUUUUUCACGGAUCGUUUCUCACACUAAAUAUCUAAACACGUAAAAACAUGUUUAUUGCAGUUUUGUCCGUCUCUGGAUAGUAAAUGAUGAAUCUGUGCGCUUUAUUGUGUUCGUAUCUUCUUCAUCUUUCUCCUCCGCUGCUCUUUCUGACUGAUGACUUUUAUUAAUAUCCCAGAUGUUUUUAUCUCGGAGUUUCCUGCUGAAAUCAAUUUCCUGUCUUUUGUUGCUGAGCUCCACUUACAUGUGUACGAACACUCACAUUGAUUUAUCGCCCGACAGAACGCGGAUGAGAGGACAGGGACGCGUCGUUACUCGUGUUUAUACUUAUAUCUUCUGGAUAGAGUCGUCGUGACGCCGUUUUGGUGCCGUCAUCCGAUGGGACGCGCGAGCUGAAGCCAGAGACGCUUUUAUCUCCAUUCUCAGACAUUCCCGAGUGCUUGUGGGUAAUUUCCACAAAGCCUGCAGAGGGAUGACGUACAGUAGCAGUCAAACAUUUGGAAACAUUAUUUAUUCUGACUAUUUUCCACAAUAAUAGUAAAGUGUGCAAACUCUGAAAUCACACAAAUGGAAGUCAAAACUCGUUUAAGGUUAACAUUAAAUUCAAGUUGCAACCGCCUCUUCUUCCCUGUUGUGAUCAAAGUUUGAAAUGAACUUUAUCACUUAUUUAUAGGCUAUAGCAUAUUUCGUGCACUGUGGUCAUUCAUAGUGCUUUAUAUAAAAAGGAUUCAAAAUAAUCAUAAAAUGAUCACAAUUGAUGCAUGAUGCAUAAAAAAGCAUGCAUAAUAAAUAAAAAAAAUAACAACAA